AUGUCGUCCUCGACCUCUCUUGGUCGAACAAGAUCAUUCCGCAAGCCUGGAAACAAUGAAUCAAAAGACAAUGACGCCGAUUUGACCCGCGACAACCUGCGAACCGCCUCUCCAAGCCGACUCCCCGUAAAGGGCCUCUCGAGCUCGAGGGUUGCCCCGGGAGGUGCCAACACGACAGGUGCCGGCAAUGGCAGUAAUCCUACGGGCAUUUCUGCGAAGAGCAGACCUACAUCCGGCAUCCUUGGACGAUCUGCUUCCGUUAGGCAGCCUCAGAGCAAUGCUGCUGCAUCCUCGACAACCACCUCCCGACCACCGAUAACGUCGAGGAGCAGGCCCAUUGCACGGCCCACGUCCUCUUCGGGGUCAGCUCCGACGACGCUUUCUCGCCCGACCACUUCUUCAGGUGUGCCCUCUUCAGCAACAACACGCAAGGCGGGAGCUGGACAUGCCCGCACGAAAUCAUCUGUCACGGCGCUCACGGGGGCUACAAUCCUUCGUCCGCCAUCCCAGACAUCUGCCAUGGGCGAGAGAGCUCGUGACCCGCCUGGCUCUAGCUCUGCUCACCAACGACAAUCCUCGUCCAACAAAAUAUCUGCAUCGUCGACCGCCGCCGCGAGGAGGCAUGCCCGAGCGCCCUCCGAAAGCGUAGCCGCAACGACGUUCAGACAGGCACCGUCCUCAUCCUCCUCCUCCGUAACCAGCCAACCUGCCCCUACCCAGCAGCCACAGCAACAACCGCAACCGCAACAGCAGCAACAGCAACAACAGCACCCCCGCCUCCGCCCCGCCUUCACCACCCUCCAGCAGCACUACUCCCCCGCAAAAUCCCUGGCCCCCAAGGCCCUGACCGCCACCUUCCUCGCGCCGCCCUCGCCAUCCAAGCUGCCCGCCAACGUGGCCGCCUCGGCCGAGACGGCCCGCCUGCAGACGGAGCUCCUGCAGCUGCACCUCGUGCACCGCGCCGCGCCCGCGGCCGACGCCGCCUGGCGCGACAGCGCGCGGGCCCGGCUCGGCGAGCGCUUCCGCGCCGCCGCCCGCGGGGGCGCCGAGGUGGCGCGCCUCGAGGCCGGCGCCGUCGAGAGGCUCAACGUCCGGGCGCUGAGGGCCUGGGCUGGGGCUGGCGGCGGCGGCGGCGGCGCGCGGCUCGAGGAGAGGGUCCAGAUGCUGGACGCGGUGCUGUCGAGCGUGUGGGGGCUGGGCGAGCCGGGGGGGAGGUACGCGCGUAUGGCGAGGCGGUUCGAGAAGUGGGUGGAGGGUGUGGCGGAGGUCGUCGCGGCGAGGAGGAACGGCGACGGCGGCGGCGGCGGUUCGGUCCUGCUGCUGCCGCCGUCCGGGGAGGGGCUCGUCUUCGUGAGCGACCUGGACGCCGGCUGGAAGGCCGAGUGUGCGGGGCUGGUGAGGAAGCUGGACGAGUGGGCGCGCCUGCUGGCGGAGCUCGGAGACGUGCCCCGCGGCGACGACGGUGACGAUGGGGAUCACGGGGCGGGAGGACCUGGACCUGGCGGAAGGCGGACCGCUUCGAGCUUGGAGAGGAUUCUCGGGGCGUGCAGGAGUCUGGUGCGGGACAUGCUCGCCGAGCUGGAGCUCAUGCAGCAGAUCGAGAGAGAUGCGAUAGAGCAAGAGAAUGAAUGGAUACGGAGCAUGACUAGGGACGAAGGGGUGACACAGGAUGUCCCGAGUGUAGGUGCGAUCUGGAGAGUGAUUUGA
Messenger RNA from Phialemonium atrogriseum, 1707 nucleotides. RefSeq lists its product as uncharacterized. The record is from RefSeq and is a predicted model, not a curated record. Bases 1 to 1707 code for a protein of 568 amino acids. The transcript has a single exon. Lineage: Eukaryota; Fungi; Ascomycota; Sordariomycetes; Cephalothecales; Cephalothecaceae.